Molecule: messenger RNA, 1293 nt
Organism: Heterobasidion irregulare TC 32-1
Lineage: Eukaryota; Fungi; Basidiomycota; Agaricomycetes; Russulales; Bondarzewiaceae
Product: MFS monocarboxylate transporter
Exons: 12
Coding region: 1-1293 (430 amino acids)
Biological process (GO): transmembrane transport
Cellular component (GO): fungal-type vacuole membrane
Molecular function (GO): transmembrane transporter activity
Source: RefSeq, a predicted model, not a curated record
AUGACUACCUUGGAUGAAGCCCCGUCCGCUGCCUUCGAAGAACAAAUAGUCAAGGCCAAUGCUGAACCGAACAAAGCCCGCGAUGUUGAGAAGACUGGGUGGGAGGAAAGUGCACAGGAAAUUGACUCGGCUCAGGUCCCGGUCGACAUUCCCGAUGGAGGGUGGUGGGCGUGGUCGACCUUGGCUGGAGCAUAUGUGAACGCAUAUGGAGUCUACCAAGACUUCUUCGUUCGAAGUUUUCUCAGUAAUUACUCGUCGUCCUCCAUCAGCUGGAUUGGCAGUAUUGCCACCUUCUUUUUGCUCGCUGGUGGUGCAGUGUCCGGCCGAUUAUUUGAUAGAGGAUAUUUCUAUUUUCUACUUGUCGGCGGCUCUGUCUUGAUCGUCCUAUGCUUGUUCAUGCUCUCGCUUGCCGAACCGCAGCACUAUUAUCAGAUCUUCCUCACUCUCGGGCUCGGCUUAGGACUUGGCACUGGUGCAACAUACGUCCCAUCCCUCACUAUCAUCGCGCACCAUUUCUCGCGAAGACGUGCGCUCGCCAUGGGAAUCGCUGCUUCGGGAGCCUCACUUGGCGCCUUGCUCCAUCCGAUCAUGCUCAAUAACCUCUUUCAUGGGCCAGUCGGCUUUGCAAACGGCGUGCGCGCGAGCGCGGGAUUGAUGGCAGGGGCAUUGAUCCUAGCGGGGCUUCUCAUGCGCACGCGGCUGCCUCCACGAAAGGGAGCUCAGAUGGGUCUAUUUAUGUCCGCGCGAACCUUCGUGAAAGACGAGGUGUAUACAAUCGCUGUUGUGGCAACAUUCCUUUUCGUCCAAGGCGUCUUCUUCCCUCUCUUCUACAUUCAACUCUACUCCGAUGAGCACGGAAUCAACUCUGUGUUUGGGUUCUAUUCGCUCACGAUUCUCAACUUCGCGUCGUUCGUGGGACGCAUCGUGGGAGGCGCCUUGGUUAACCGCUUAGGAGCCUUCAACGUUAUCGUCGCCUGCACGUUUGCGAGCAGUGUGCUUCUGUUCUCCUUGCUUGGAGUGUCCACAAUCGCGGGCAUCACGGUGUUUUCUUUGUUGUACGGCUUCACCAGCGGCGCAUAUAUCACACUGGUGGCUCCUAUGGUGGCCUCAUUGUCUGCAGAUGUCUCGGAGAUGGGUGCACGCAUCGGGGUCAUGUACUUCUUCACAGGUCUCGGAAGUCUCAUAGGCACUCCUAUCACCGGCGCGCUACUCACCAGGGAUUUUGUCUGGUGGCGGCCGAUCGUAUAUACAGGGGCAAGUGCUGAUUGGCGUUCUCGAUGGAUUGCGUGCUGA